Messenger RNA from Neoarius graeffei (lesser salmon catfish), 6293 nucleotides. RefSeq names its product ubinuclein 2a (gene ubn2a). The transcript has 16 exons. Gene Ontology annotation, cellular component: nucleus. The record is from RefSeq and is a predicted model, not a curated record. NCBI's taxonomy places the organism in Eukaryota, Metazoa, Chordata, Actinopteri, Siluriformes, Ariidae. The coding region runs from base 1097 to 4444 and encodes 1115 amino acids.
CCGUCUCCGUGUUAAUUUUAUUUACUCUUCUCCAAAAAUCCAAGAUGGCUGCUGUGAGGGGAGCGCUCCCCGCCGCGCAGCGAUAGACACCGAACAUGGACGAGCGGACAGCGGGACCGUGUGGCCGGCCAUCUUUAUUCACCGUAACCCACCGUUGAGGAGGAGUGGAGAGCAGUGUGAAAGCUGUGGAGUAUCUGGGUGGAGUGUGUUUAGAGCGGGUUGUUUGGAAGUUGUGAGUGAGUGAGUGAGGUGGUGUGUGUGUGUGUGUGUGUGUGUGAGAGAGAGAGAGAGAGAGAGAGAGAGGUGGUGGUGUGUGUGUGUGAGAGAGAGAGAGAGAGAGAGAGAGGUGGUGGUGUGUGUGUGAGAGUGAGAGAGAGGUGGUGUGAGUGUGUGUGAGUGAGGGUGAGGUGGUGUGUGUGUGUGUGUGUGUGUGUGUGUGUGUGUGAGAGAGAGGUGAGGUGGUGUGUGUGUGUGUGUGUGUGUGUGUGUGUGUGUGUGUGUGUGUGAGAGAAAGAGAGAGAGGUGGUGUGAGGUGAGGUGGUGUGUGUGUGUGUGUGUGUGAGUGAGACAGAGAGGUGGUGUGAGGUGAGGUGGUGUGAGAGUGAGAGAGAGGUGGUGUGAGUGUGUGUGAGUGAGGGUGAGGUGGUGUGUGGGUGAGGUGGUGUGUGUGUGAGUGAGGGUGAGGUGGUGUGUGGGUGAGGUGGUGUGUGUGUGUGUGUGUGUGUGUGAGAGAGAGGUGAGGUGGUGUGUGUGUGUGUGAGAGAGGUGGUGUGAGGUGGUGUGUGUGUGUGUGUGAGAGUCGUGGUGUGAGGUGGUGUGUGUGUGUGUGAGAGAGGUGGUGUGAGGUGGUGUGUGUGUGUGUGUGUGAGAGGUGGUGUGAGGUGGUGUGUGUGUGUGUGUGUGUGAGAGAGGUGGUGUGAGGUGGUGUGUGUGUGUGAGAGAGAGAGGUGGUGUGUGUGAGAGAGAGGUGGUGUGUGUGUGUGAGGUGGUGUGUGUGAGAGAGAGAGAGGUGGUGUGAGGUGGUGUGUGUGUGAGAGAGAGGUGGUGUGUGUGAGGUGGUGUGUGUGUGAGGUGGUGUGAGGUGGCCCUGCUCCAAAUGGCCGAACCCAGAAAAGUCUCCUUUGUGACUGUCUCGGCCUUCACCGCUGCCGCUUCUCCUGCGGGCUCUGAGGCCAGGAAGCGGCGUCUGGACGCGGACACCGAGCCGAGCCGGGAGCCGGGACUCGGAGCUCCUGAGGCGGCUGGUUCGGGUGGAGCUCCGGGGCAGAGCGGGACCGUGCGGAUAAACAUCACCCUGCCGGAGAGCACCAAGCUGGGCUUCCCGGAAUUCAGCUACAGCGACCUGCUCCAGGCGAAGAAAACUCCUCCCACUGUGACACAGACACAUGACCCGUUUAAUGACGAGCAACAACAGAAACAGGAAAUGGAAAUUCUGGCCAGGAUGUACGAAGAGAAAUAUGGUUCAGGAUGCAGGAGGAAGCGUGAGGAUCGGCCCCAGGAUCUCAUUGAUAUCGGGUUUGGUUAUGACGAAAGUGACUCGUUCAUUGACAACUCCGAGGCCUACGAUGAACUGGUUCCUGCAUCUCUCACCACGAAACUGGGAGGGUUUUACAUCAACACUGGCACGCUGCAGUUCCGCAACGCCUCGGAGUCAGAGAGCGACGACAUGGAAAGACACGACGACAGCAGGGGUGACGAAGAGUCAGCGGUGAAGAGGAGGAGGAGAGAUGAAGCAGAGCUGGAGGAGGAGGAGGAGAUGAACAACCAACUAACAAAGACAGCCAUGUGUCGUCCGGAGAAGAAGAAAAGGAAGGAGCUGAUGCUGACGGCAAUGCUGAGACGCUUCGCACGCGAGAAGAAAGAAAUGCACAAACUAAACCCGACUAACAGCAUACAGCUCCUCCACAGUGACGUGCUGCUCGGUGACCUGACCUCUGACCCCGCCAUGAUGUCACUGCUCACCUCAGCCAACGAGAGCGAGCUGCAGGAUCUGCUGAAUGACCUGGAGUUCAGCGCUCUGGACAUGGCGCCUCAAACUCAGCUCGCAGAAAACGGACUGAUGUAUGCAGGGGCGGGACUGAGAACGGUGGGCAGGACUUGUUUGAACCAAGGGGUGGGGGUUGUGUGUCCUCCCCCUCUUCCUGAAGGUCUCCCCGCCCCACUGGCCAAACGCAUCGAGGAUCUGCGUGCGGCGUCCAGGCAGUUUGAUGAGGAGGGCAGGAAGAAGUUCUUCACUUUGGACAUGAACAAUAUUUUAUUAGAUAUUGAGCUGCAGGUACAGGAACAGUCUCCCUCCAUUCGCACUGCUGUGUAUUCUCACCUCGAGGCUUUUGUUCCCUGCAACAAGGAGGCUUUACUGAAACGCCUGAAAAAACUCAGCUUCAACGUUCAGGAUGAUCGUCUCCGUACUCCUCUGCUGAAGCUGAAGUUGGCAGUGUGUAGUGUGAUGCCUGAACAAACAGCCAGAUACAACAUGGACUGUAUGACGAAAGUAGCAGCAAAGCAGCAGAUGGAGGACUGUGAGAAAAAUGGCUCAGAGGAUGAAGAGGAGGAGAAACCUGGGAAACGAGUGGUGGGGCCAAGGAAGAAGUUCAUGUGGGAUGACAAACUCAGGACUCUGCUGUGUAACCUGGUGCGGGUGAAGUUGAGGUGUUAUGAGCAGGAGGGGAGUUCUCUCUCUGUAGAAGAUUAUCUCAAAGUCUUCAUGGAGAAUGAGGUCAAACCACUCUGGCCCAAAGGCUGGAUGCAGGCCAGGAUGCUGUUUAAGGAGAGCCGUACAGUACACGGUCACCUCACAGACCUGGGGAAGAAGAAGAUCAUUUCCACCCCGAGACCUGCGAAAAUAAAGGAAAUGGGAUGGCAACUUGGGACAGUGCCAGGUGUAAGCCCCGCCCCUCUCUCUAAAUGCCCACCCUCAGAUCCAAUCUGCUUGUCUGAUUCGCUGGAUGAGGAUCUGGCCACAAACUCUCUGGACUCCAUCGCUCAGGCUCUGACUCUCCUCAACAAUUCUGCUAAUGGUGUAAACCCAGACUCUCCCCCCAGCACCUCCCCCUCCUCUCCUGUCAUAGCAAAGCCCCACCCACAUACAGCAAGCCCCACCCCUUCCUCACAGUUUUCCAUGUCAAAAGAAGUCUCUUCAGUUCAGAGACAGACGGUGACUCCUGCUAGCAGACCCAGCAGCGCUAGCAUGAACACCAUGCCUGCUGCUAAGCCCCGCCCACCCCCAACGACCACACCUCUCCAGAAGCCGGGCGGCACGAGUGGGAUGAAGCCUGGCCAAGCCACGCCUCUCUCAGCUCAGAUGAAAAACCCAUCGAGCAAAUUGUGUGACAGUGGCACACCACAGCGGAGUUUGAACACUGUACACCCUAAAAGCUUUCAGCAGGUGACCACACCCUCUUUGUCAUCAUCCCACCUCCAGAAAAAGGCCACACCCACUGGACACCACCAGCAGAGGUUUAUAACACCCAUGCAAGCCACGAUUACAAAGUCUUCCCAAAGUAGCAGCUCUCCAAUAAUUAAACUUACACCCCGCCCUUCUGCUCAGGCCACGCCUUCUGGCUGUGCACCCCGCCCUUCUGCUCAGGCCACGCCUUCUGGCUGUGCACCCCGCCCUUCUGCUCAGGCCACGCCUUCUGGCUGUGCACCCCGCCCUUCUGCUCAGGCCACGCCUUCUGGCUGUGCACCCCGCCCUCUUGGCCCCACCCAAUGCCCUACUAUUACCACACCCUCUUCUGGUCCUGGUAAUCACCCUUCAACCUCAAAUCCUCAAAGUCUUGUUCCUGCACACCGAUCCCCUGCCUCUACACUUCCUCCUUCUGGCCCCACCCACCUCCCUUCAGUUUCAACUCCGCCUUCUCCGAGCUCCCACCGCUCAACUGUACAGACUCCUCUGUGUUCCGCCUACCGCCCGUCUGUUCCCACCCCACCUCCCAACUUCACUCACCGCUCUCCAGCUGCCACACCUCCUUCUGUUUCCUCCCCUGCCCCUUCCUCCUCCCCUGCCCCUUCCUCUUCCCGCCCAUCUGUCCCGACUCCACCCACGUACAGCCCUAAGAGUUCAGGAUUCAAACCACCCUUCAGCCCUACCCCUGUAGCCACGCCCCCCACUUCGAGCUUCCAGGACUGUAAUGUCACAUCCUCAUCUGUAAUGACCAAUCACGGACAGAGGCAGAGAGUGGGAGGAGCCAGUCAGAGCAACAAGACUUCAGCCACUCGUGCCUCAGCCAUGGGACUGCUGUCUCUGUCUGACUCCGCCCUCUUAAACCAGGUGUCGUCGGUGCCGUUGGGGAUGUUCGGGGGUCUCGUACCGGUCUCGCUGCCCUUCCAGUUCCCUCUGCUGAACUUUGCCCUGCCUGGAGCAGCCACACACACCCCCAACUCAGGAUACACACUGACGCCGAAGUCGAACCAAAGUCAGGGAGGAGACAUGAAGCGGAAAUGAGAUGAGACACGAAUGUAAUCACAAAACCCCCUUCACAGAGCUGUUAUUAAAUAUAUACAACACAUUAUUAUAAUAAUGGUUAUGACUGUAGUCAUGAGGAACUGUGGUUUUGCUUCUGUUGUGUGUGAAGCUUCUGGACCUAAUCGAUUGGAACGAAAUGAUCCUCCAGUAAACAAUUUCACUUUAAAGCCCUUCAGACCCUGAAAAAAAUAAAUAAUACAAACGUGAGUCCGUGUGGGAGGAGUUAGUGUGUCACCGUCGACCCCUGUGUUCAGUUUGUCUACUGGGAAUUGUUUUUGUUUACUAAAUAAUUUAAGAAUAAAUAUUCCGAGAGUGCAAACCCAGAAAUUCCACCAGGGGGCGCCAGAGUGCACAACUAUAAACACUGAAUGACAAAAUAGUCUGCUUUUUAAAUCUUUUUGGAGACACUGUGCAGGUCAUGUGACCACAGUUGUGGGGUCUGAAGGGGUUUAGAGCAUUUCUGAUUUUGUCAAUGUUUACAUAAGACCUUAAUCACUGUGGAAGGAAGUGACGUAAUUUAUAUUUGUAUUUAAGUUUGUGCUGUGUGUGUGUGUGAGAGAGAGAGAUGGUUCUACACUCGCUCUAUUCCAUUGAACGUUAAAGUGACUCGAUGUUGUUUAAAGUUUUAAUAAAUGCUUCAGUUAUUUGAGCUUUAACACGGUGACAUUUCAGACCCAGUCAUGAUUUAAUACAAAAGUUUAUAGAUGGAGACAGAAAUGCAAACAUUGUGAGAGAGAGACCGUAAUAUCCCUCAGUGUUUCAGUGCUGUAGACUCACACUGGACCUUAUGAAACUUGAAGUUGCUUUUAUUUGUGUGUGUGAGGGAGAAAUGUGAGCUUGUACUUGAACGUUUCUUUCCUGAAGGAUGUUUAGGCGUGUGCUGAUAAUCAGGUCUACAGUGGAAGUGGGCCGUGAAUCAUCUCACAGCUUGCUUCUGUAGGCAGUAAGGUGCCUCUGUAGGGCGCGACUUUAGUGCUGUAGCUUGUGUGUAGUCCCUAAAACCUGCAGUACACUACAGCAGAGUUCCAUUAAAUCAUGUUGGGAGUGUGUAGUGCCUGGAACCCUGUGGCAUGCACUACACUUCCCACUCACUCCUAAGCACACUACAUAGGGUAUAUAUUCACCUUAAAUCCUUUCUAGGAUUGUUCACUAUAUGAAGUGCACAGAGAAAGGCCUACCUCUAGCCAUAGUGCCCUAGAUAGGGUGUGAUGUUAAUGCCACUUUUAUACACCACACUAGUUCACUACAUAGGGAUGACUUCUGCAAGUACAAAAACCCCACCCUUCUACAUUGUGCACUGUAUCCAAGAAGGGAGUGAGAGAUUUUACACUCUGUAUUUACAGUAGUCUACAGAAGGGGAACGACGUCCCCGAGAAAAACAAAAAUCCUGAUUGUCACAUGACUGCAAACACCUUCGAGUGAGAGAUUAUAAUCUAAAACUAUGCAGGAUGCUUUAAAUGCAAAAAGAACAUGUGCUUCAACUGUUAACUGUGUGUGAGAGGAGAGAGAGAGAGAGAGAUAUAAAUACCUCUGUUUAGUAUCAGCUUUUCCUUUCAAGUCUGUUUUUCCUUUUUAUUUUUUAAACUUUUGUUUUUAGGGUUGAACUGAACUGAUUGAUGGCCAAAGAUGUGUGCGAGAGAGAUACUGAACAUGCUAACUAACCACUGUAGCGUAGUUGAUCUAACUUAGCUGUCUGUGAAUAACGUGGACAGAAUUUUAACCCCCCAAAAGAGAGACAUGGAAUAAAUUUUUUGAAGUAGAUUAUUUUUGUCUGUGCUUCUGUAAUAAAAUAAAAAAUGCCAUCUUGAGUGUGGUUUGGAUCAUGUUA